AUGCCCGACGGCAUCGAGGGCAAAGCAGGCUACACGCCGUACGAGUUCAUCGACUUCACCGACAUCCAGCUCAAGCAUGAGCUGGUGGCGCGCGUGGAGCGACCCAUCAGUGAGGUGUAUGCGCUGUGGGAGAACCGGCUCAACUGGCCCGAGUGGUUUGGCAUGAUUGAGGAGGUGGGGUUCAAGGAGGGGGACGACGAUGUGUGCGCGCUCAACCUCUGGUACCGCUGGGCCAUGACCCCCUGGCUGGAGCUGUACGUGGCCCUGAGGCGCACCCAGGCUGAGCGAGACAAGUACUUUGUGGAGGAGCCCGAGGACGGGGCGCCGCUGGUGGCGGCGGUGCUGUUCCAAGAAGAGGAGGGCAGCGCCGCCACGCUCGUCACGCUGCGCGUCUCCUACCUGCUGCCCCGCGGGUGGUUUGAGUUUGCCGGGCAGUUGGUGGUGUAUGGGGAUGUCGACCGCAAGCUGACGCGGUGCAGGGUUCGCAUGAAGGAGUGGGUUGAGUCGGUGGAGGAUGUGCAGGAGAAGUGGGCGGCGGCUGCAGCCAACAUGGCAGACAUACGAGCAGGUCUGCCGGAGCAUCGGAAGCUGCAGCAGGAGGCGGAUGCACGGUUUGAGGAGCAGAAGCGGAGGGAGGAGGAGCAGGAGGAGAAGGAGCAGCAGCAGGCAGAAGAGGCCGCGGCGGCGCAGGCGACCGCCGACUUGGAGGCAAUGGCCGCAGCCGACUUGGAGGCAGCCGCAGCAGCAGAGGCAGAAGCGGCAGCGCUCCCGCCGCCGCCGCCGAAGGCAAAGCGGGGCAGGAAGGCCACUGGUCCCACUGUGACCAACCCAAUGGCCAAGCGGCGCAGCCGCAAGGAUGCAGAUAUGGAGCCAUAA
Molecule: messenger RNA, 876 nt
Organism: Chlorella variabilis
Lineage: Eukaryota; Viridiplantae; Chlorophyta; Trebouxiophyceae; Chlorellales; Chlorellaceae
Exons: 6
Coding region: 1-876 (291 amino acids)
Source: RefSeq, a predicted model, not a curated record